This is a messenger RNA of Mesorhabditis spiculigera, 1581 nucleotides long. NCBI's taxonomy places the organism in Eukaryota, Metazoa, Nematoda, Chromadorea, Rhabditida, Rhabditidae. The record is from the annotation of a GenBank genome assembly.
AUGUUCACCACCUAUUUUAAGGCAUUGACCGAUACGCUACUGGGCGGUCAAUCAACGGAAAAUGCUAAUCGAACCCAGCAUUCUGAAACCUCUACUUCUCGACUAUCAGACGAUUCAACCCGAAGCCUGACUAGACGCACCGUUUCUGCCGCGGAUCUGACGAUUCGCAUGAAAAGGGCUUCACCUCAAGCUAUUGAAACUGAAAAACCGAACAAGACUCCUAGGAGGUCUCUACCAAUUAAUGCUUCUGUCCUUUCUACAGCAUUUCAAGCCACCCCGAAACUUGCGGCUACAAGAAUUCCGGUGAAUCAGCAAACUUCAAAAAUGCCGAGGACGAAAUCGGCUUCUGCCUUGCGACCACAACCUGAAAACUCCGUGUUCAACAUGACCCCCGAGCCGAACAGCUCCCUUCUCAAUAGCACUAAAGGUAGCAGAAUCGGGCUACCGCUCGCCAGUUCAACCCCGAAAUCGGACAAGGGAUCGAGAUCCCUAACCCGACAAUCAGCAUGCGAUUGGAGCUUCCAGUCGACACCGGUUUUUGGGCACACCACAAAAACAUCCGAGACUAUGAAAACACCGGCCCCGGCUAAGACUUCAAUCCAAUGGCACGAUACCCCGCCCGUUACCCCGGAAUUUUCCGUUAUUCCGGAAGUGCUCCCGGAACAGGAAAAUCAGCCUGAUACAGUCGAAAAAUUCAACGAACGCCGGGUGCACAGAUAUUCGAACAGGCCGGCGUUCACCGACGUCGAGGCGAAAGAAACUUUGCUAUGGCUUGAGGGCCUCAAGCAAAACGACCCGACAAAAUUGCGAACUGUCAUUGAGGAACUUGGUCUGGAGCCAAAAACCUGGGGUCGACGGCUUCAAAACAAAGACACCCAAAAGAAGCUGUGGAAAAUCCGGCUCCGCGAGCUGCUCGUCGGCGAAAAAUACUCAAAAUCACUAGAAGAAUUCAUUCAGGGAAAUCGGUUCAUCGAGGAUCAAGGAGAAAAGAUAGAUGACAAGUACUUCCGGUCGGUGAUGAAGGCGGGAGGUUGUAUCCGGUUCUACAAUUAUAUCCUAGUCGAUUCCACUGAAUUGCCGAAGAAUCAAACUAUUUCUGAGAUCAGCCUCGAAGAAUUCGUGAAUGCCGUUUUCUACGUGGGAAAAGGCACUGAUAAUCGAGCAAUUCAACACCUACGAGAUGCCGUCCACUUUGAUGGACCGAAAAAUGUUACAGACGGGAAAUUGAGCAACGCCUCCAAGCUAUGGCACAUCAACAACAUUUGGGACAACAAGGGUGCGGUGUAUGUGUUGAGGGUAUUUAACGAGGCCCCAGAAAACAUCUCCCAUCUCCGUGAAGAGGCCAUGAUCACCGCGUUUAAUGUGAAAAAUUUGACAAAUGAUGUGCGAGGCCACCAACUUCGCGGCCAACUCCGCGGCUACACCGACGAGAUGUUGGCGAUUCAUGGGACUUUUUUGAUAAUUCGCGCGCAUAAAGUGUUUUGCAACAAUCUACCCCCACCAAUCCGGCGGCAAAACCUGCUCGACAUGAUCCCGAUGACGAUGGGCGAUGUGCCGUUAAAAUUUAUGGAUGCGAAGAUU